Molecule: messenger RNA, 3183 nt
Organism: Linum trigynum
Lineage: Eukaryota; Viridiplantae; Streptophyta; Magnoliopsida; Malpighiales; Linaceae
Source: the annotation of a GenBank genome assembly
CUCUUUCUUUUUCCUCUUAAUCUUAAAUAAUUAUUGGGAAUCAUCUCUCUAUCUUCCUUUUUCUUUCCAUUUCCCGGCAAACCACAAAAUUUCUCUACUACAAGAGAAUUCUCCCAUUUAGCAGUCUUCCCUCUCUCAAAAAACCAACAACGCACAUUCUUCAAAUACUCUUUUCUUUUCCUUGGUUCCCUAAUCCCUAUCAUCAUCGCAUACAUCUCUCCCAUCUCCAUCUCCCCUUUCCUCACUCUGCUGCUCUCAAUCGAUUCGAUCCAUCCCUCUGUCUGCUUCUCUAUUUUGUUUGGUUCCCUCGCUGCUUUUCCUUUGCCGGAAAGCUGAUCCCUCUGUAAACCCCAUUUCACAUCCCGGCCAUCAUUGCAAACCCGAUCAUUAUUUAAGCCGUAGAAUCUCGUCGAUCCCAGUAAACGAAAACCCAUUAGCAGCUGGCUGGAGCGGGAAACAGUCUCUGUUUUAGAAUCAGUCAUAGGAAGAAAGAUUCUUCUCCUGUCUUUCUCUCCCCUGUCUGCAGAAAUGCUUUGAAUCGAGUCGUAGUUUGGUUUUCCUUCAAUUUCCCCUUUUUUUCCUUCUUCGAUUGGUGCUCUGUUUCGUAGCUUGUAGUUGCUAUCACCGCGUUUUUUGGGUGGGUUUGUGUAGAUUUAGCUUGAAGACAGUGGUGGAGUUUCUUUUGCCCUCCCAUUGUAGCUUGUCUAGCUGUCUUCAAGACUGAUCAAAAGCAGAGCAGAGCGGAAGAGCAGUCAAUUAGCUUGAGUUGUCUUCAAGUUCGGAGAAAGCGAAACAGGGCGUUCCAUUACAAAUACCAUCUUCGUCCUCGAUCGAUCGGAAGACCCAAAUUGGAGUUUUUCUGUUACUUUUCUUAUCCGAAACGGAAAGUUAGAAACAGAAACAGGGGAGUUUCGCUUUGUUUUCCUUUUCUUGCCUGCAACCUUUUCUCUCCUUUGGUGGCAUAUUUAUCUCCUCUCUCCAAAAAGAAAGAAAAAACAAAAGAAGGAAGAUAAACGUUAGAAAGUAGGGAGUUUUUCUUUAAAAAUAUUUCGAUUCAUCUUCGUCCCCGUUUCCUAAUCUGGUCUGUCACUCUUCUCCCUCCCAAAUCUGGGAAUCCCUAAAAAUUCUCCCGAGAGACCUUCCCAUUUCACGGCCCCCUUCUUUCUCUCUCUUCCCCUGUUUUACCUCUGUUUUCCCUCUUCAACGAGUCCCUCUGUUUUCUUAGGCUUGGGGGAGAAAUUGAAUUUUUUUUUUCUUCUCUCCUCCUCUGUCUCUCUCUUUCUGGGCCUUCCACAUCUCGCUCUUUUAUUUUUGCCCUUUAAUUUUUUAAAAACAAUGAUCUUUGGCAAAGGGUCAACGCAAUCGAACCUCGAUUGCUUCCUCCAUUUCACAACCCCUGUAGUUGAAUCUCAUUCCCUGCCAAAGUCGGAGAUUAGAAACUUAAAUCGGCUGUGGCAUCCAUGGGAGAGGGAGACGGUGGAGUACUUCACGCUGGGCGAUCUCUGGAACUGCUACGACGAAUGGAGCGCUUACGGCGCGGGAGUGCCCAUUUCCUUGAGCAAUGGCGAAACUUUAGUCCAGUACUACGUUCCUUACCUCUCCGCGAUCCAAAUCUUCACCAGCAAUUCCUCCUCUGUCAACGGUCUCAGUCGAUACAGGGAAGAAACAGAGUCGGGCGACGGAGAAACGAGGGACUCGUUCAGCGAUUCGUGUAGCGACGAGAGCGAGAGCAGCGACAAGUUGUGUAGAUGGGGUGAGGGUUCUUCAUCCGACGAAGGUUGUUUCGAACAGGAAACCCUCUGGCAUCUCAACGACAGAUUGGGGCAUCUCUAUUUCCAGUAUUUCGAACGAUCCACGCCUUAUGGAAGAGUCCCUUUGAUGGAUAAGAUUAAUGGAUUAGCUCGAAGAUACCCAGGAUUGAUGUCUUUGAGAAGUGUCGAUCUCUCGCCUGCUAGUUGGAUGGCUGUGGCUUGGUACCCGAUCUAUCACAUACCUAUGGGAAGAACAAUCAAGGAUUUGUCGACAUGCUUCCUUACUUACCACACCCUUUCCUCCUCUUUCCAAGACAUGGAUUUGGAAGAUGACAUAGAGAAGCCAGAGAGGAAGCGGAAAGCAGGGGAGAGCAUCUCACUGCCACCGUUUGGGAUGGCGACUUACAAGAUGCAAGGCAGCGUUUGGGUAUCGGGGAAUUGCGGUCGGGACCAGGAGAGGUUGGUGUCGCUGUUGAGCGUCGCAGAUUCGUGGCUCAAACAGCUCAGGGUCCAGCACCACGACUUCAAUUACUUCACUGGGAUCAGGCGUGGCUGACUCACCAGCAAAGGCCAAACCACCAAAAAAAAAAUUGAAAAAGAAAAAAAAAAGAGAGAAGGGACUAGAAAGAACCCUAAAAAAAGAAGAAAAAAAGACCCCCACUAAGUCUAACUGCCGCCCCAAUCUCAUUUUGCCCUUUGCGGCCAAAAGAACAUUGGCCUUUUCUCCUCAGCUACUGAAAGACGGACAAAAACGAGAAGACAAUGAACCCAAAACCCAUUUCCCCUCUGGAAGGGGAACCCUACCAUUUGUAGAGGGAGGAGGAGGGGCCAAGUUGGGUUUGUUUUGUCACGUGGUUUUGCUGCUUGAGCUUUGUCCAGUCCAGCGGCCAUUUCCGUAGCGAUUCAGAGCGUUUUUUUUUUUGCUUCUUCCUUCUCUCGUGUUCUUUUGUCAGUUUGUGCUUCAAUGCUUCGGGUUCAGAGGGUACAUUGGACAUGUGAGCUAUGGCAGGUUGAUGAUGUUGCCUUCUCAAUCUCAAGAUCGAUCGACUGUUUAUCUCUUUGUUUGAUUUUUCUUUUUAUUGUUUUGGUUUCUAGUUGGGUUUUGGUUUAGGGAGAAACAGAGUGUCGAGGGGGCAAAGUACAGGGGAUGGGGGCAAUCUUUGCUCUGUUUUUUUGUAUUUUUUUAUAUAACUUUGAUGAAGUCGUUGUUGACUUGUAGAGUUUAAUAUGGGGGAAAAUGAAAGAGCGGAUAGAAGAAGAAGAGGGAAAGAGACGGAGUUGUUAUUCGUGAGAAAUGACUAUCUUUUCGAAUGUUAUCACUCUCUACUAACAGGGCCGUCCCAUGAUAUUCGAAUGUCCUGUUCGACAAUUUAAAAUGUGGCCCCAAAAUUUUGUGUCGCAAAUUUAUUAAAAAUAAAAUUUACAUAUGUUC